Pollicipes pollicipes is the source of this 579-nucleotide messenger RNA. RefSeq names its product 39S ribosomal protein L4, mitochondrial-like. Gene Ontology annotation, biological process: translation. The record is from RefSeq and is a predicted model, not a curated record. Gene Ontology annotation, cellular component: ribosome. Lineage: Eukaryota; Metazoa; Arthropoda; Thecostraca; Pollicipedomorpha; Pollicipedidae. Gene Ontology annotation, molecular function: structural constituent of ribosome.
AUGCGUCAGCUGAGCUGCGGAGGCGGCGUGUCGCACGGUCCUCGCGGCCCCAAGUCCUUCUUCUACAUGCUGCCGUAAGCGCGCGUCGGUGGCUUGUGCGCCACGCUCAGCGUCAAGUUAGCCCAGAGUGACCUGCACGUGGUGUCCGACCUGGGGCUGCCGUCGGCCGAGGCCGGCUUCCUGCAGCAGCUGGCCGAGCGGCGACUCUGGGGGCCCAGCGUCCUCUUCGUGGACGACACGGACGAGAUGCCGGAGAACAUCGCGCGGGCCGCCGACGGCAUCCCGCACUUCAACCUGCUGCCCGUCUACGGUCUGAACGUCUACAGCAUGCUGAAGCACGACACGUUGGUGCUGACGGUGGCCGGGUUGGAGAGAGUGCAAGAGCGUCUCCUCCGCGCUCUCUCUCUGCCGGACAACCGGGCCGUCAAGCACACGGACGUUGGCAUCCUCCGAUGAGACGCCAGCGACGCUCCCCACUCAGUGGCGGAACCUGCAGCGAGGUGACCGGGUGUGCGCACCGGUGCCAGCGGCGGAGCUGGUCCUGGGUCCGGCAGAGGCCUGGGUGCCAGCGGCGGAGCU